Molecule: messenger RNA, 801 nt
Organism: Telopea speciosissima
Lineage: Eukaryota; Viridiplantae; Streptophyta; Magnoliopsida; Proteales; Proteaceae
Product: triacylglycerol lipase 2-like
Exons: 6
Coding region: 1-801 (266 amino acids)
Biological process (GO): lipid metabolic process
Source: RefSeq, a predicted model, not a curated record
AUGGGUUCAUUCAUGUUGAUCAGAUGGGUUGCUUUGAGGGUUUGUUUCAUAGUUCUUGUGGUACUGGAGCUUCACUUGGCCUUGGGAGGGGCAGAUCAACAGCCCUCCAAUUUCCUCGGUGGUGGUGUAUCACUGGAUAAGCCGCCUGUGUGGGAAGGAUUAUGCAAAGCUACCGUCAUUCCACAUGGUUAUAAAUGCGAGGAGUUCCAUGCAACAAGUGAAGAUGGAUACAUUACGGGGCUUCAAAGAAUCCCAGAGGGUCUUUCAAGCAGUGGUGGUGUUUCAAAGAAUAAGCCACCUGUUGUAGUACAGCAUGGUGUAUUGACGGAUGGGAUAUCAUGGAUGAUGGGCUCAACUGAACAAUCCUUGGUGUUUACAUUAGCUGAUAGUGGAUUUGAUGUAUGGAUAGCUAAUACAAGAGGGACUAGAUUUAGUAAGGGACAUGUAUCUCUUGAUGAAAGCCAAACGCAAUACUGGGAUUGGUCAUGGGAUGAGGUCGCUCUCAAUGAUCUUCCUGCUAUAGUUGACUUCGUAUACAAUCAAACAGGCCAGAAGCUCCAUUUUGUUGGCCACUCCAUGGGAACUACAACUCCAAUGGCAGCCUUAUCACAAGGGAAGUUAGCAGACAAGUUGAACUCAGUGGUCCUGCUUAGUCCCAUUGCCUACUUGAACAAAAUGACCACCGUGGGUGGCAUACUAGCUUCCGAUGGCUUUUUAGGAGAGUUAGCCGAAUUGGCGGGUAUAUAUCACAUUGACCCAGGCAAAAUUCUAGCUACUGUAAAGCUUAUGCCUUACGGGUAA